Pyricularia grisea is the source of this 1620-nucleotide messenger RNA. RefSeq lists its product as uncharacterized. The coding region runs from base 1 to 1620 and encodes 539 amino acids. The record is from RefSeq and is a predicted model, not a curated record. The transcript has a single exon. Lineage: Eukaryota; Fungi; Ascomycota; Sordariomycetes; Magnaporthales; Pyriculariaceae.
AUGGGUGGCUCGGCCUUUACACAAGCACCUUACCUCCUAAGAACACCACGUAUGCCACCAGAGGUGUACCAGCACAUGGUGACGCAUUGCCACACGGCACUUUCCUGUCUAUUUCGGACAGUGAUGGCACCUGUCGAGGCACCUGAUAAGGACAGUUUUGGAGACGUUGACUUUCUUGUUGCCCAGCCGAUUGAUGCAGAUGUGGACGAAUCUGCGAACAUAAGAGAGCCGGAGGAAGGAAUAAAGCCAAAGACUGGCGAACGCCCUGUGAUUUGGUCAAAGAUUGAGAAUGCACUGGGGGCCGCGAGGUUCAAAUACAACGGAAAGGACGCCACUGCCAACUUUGCCUUGCCUUGGCCACAUGAGUAUGCCAGCCUGGAGAGUAAUGUGGUGGACGUGAAUUCAGCCAAUGAUCAGCAAGUGCAGUUGGCCGAUGGCACUCCAGAGCACGACGAUACCCCAACGCAUAAUGGCGAAAACAAACUGGCAGUGCCAGAUGCAGACACCACAAAGGUUGAAGAACAACCAACCAACAACAACCAAGAAGUCUCCAACUACGUCCAGGUCGACAUUCGAAUCUGCUCAACCGUUAAGCAGCUCCUCUGGGCCGCCUUCAAGCACGCCCACGGGGACAUGUGGCAGCUCCUCGGCACCAUCAUCCGCCCCCUCGGCCUCAAAGCCGACGAAACAGCCUUGUACCUGAUCAUUCCCGAGAUCGAGCCCAUCAACAAGAAACGCGCCAUGGUCUUCCUCUCGGACGACCCGAGCGAGGUCUGCGACUUCCUGGGCCUGCCCCACGCCGACGGACAGUGGGAGAAGCCCUUUGCCUCGGUCGACGACAUGUUCGCCUACGCCUCCCAGUGCCGCUUCUUCUGGCUCUGGCCGCACACGCCGGGCAGCGACGGCACCGCCUGCGACGACCCGCUUGCGCCCACCAGGACGCAGACGGCCAACGACCGCCGCCGCAUCAAGACCCGCCCGGCCUACCGCGCCUGGGUCGACGACUUCAUCCCACGCCUGCGCGCCCGGGGCCUGCACGCGCCGCCGGCCCAACUCGCGCACUUGUCCAAGGACGCGCUGCGCGACCACGUCCGCGACGAGUGCUUCGGCUUCUUCCCGGCCUCGCGCGCGCUCUACGCGGCGCAGCUGAAGGCCUGGACGGCGGAGCGGCAGGAGCUCGCGGUGCGGUCGGAGCUGAUCAAGAGUGUCGCGUCGGAGGAGGCGGUGGCGGCGCACCCGGGCUACGACCCCGUGCACGGCAGCUCUAGGAGCAUCGUGCUGGCCGCGCUCAAGAAGAUCGUGGUGGAGGGGGAUGCGUCGUACGGCGGCAUCGUGCCCGCGUCGCCGCUGCGCAACCCCGACGGCACAUGGCGCAUGGACGAGGCCGCCGCCUGGCUGAGGGGGAACUGGGCCGCCGUGGCGGAGGUCGCGUGGGCUAUGCACCGGGCCAAGUGCGCUGGCAAUAGCGACGCCAAGAUGAAGAGGAAGGCGGAGGAGGCGGCGGGGAACGAUGCCGCGGUUGGCGGGGAUGAUGUGGUGGUCGAGGCCGGGAGUGGCGUUGGGGUUGCGCACGUCACAGCUACUGAGCCGCUGGAGUCGUCGGCACUGUCUGUGAAAUGA